This is a messenger RNA of Mycena indigotica, 1281 nucleotides long. Its product is annotated as PLC-like phosphodiesterase. The transcript has 6 exons. The record is from RefSeq and is a predicted model, not a curated record. NCBI's taxonomy places the organism in Eukaryota, Fungi, Basidiomycota, Agaricomycetes, Agaricales, Mycenaceae. Gene Ontology annotation, molecular function: pyridoxal phosphate binding; cystathionine gamma-synthase activity. Gene Ontology annotation, biological process: transsulfuration. The coding region runs from base 1 to 1281 and encodes 426 amino acids.
AUGAAGUUCUACAUAUUUGCUGGAUGUGGGAUUUCUCCGCGUCUUGCGGAGAUAUGUGUGCAGCGGGCGAAAGGCAACUUUAGUCAGCCUCUCAGCCUUCCGCCAUCCAAUCACGACCAUUGUUUUGGAGACUAUUAUGCCAAGCACACGCCUCUUUCUUCUCCAGGGGCAGCGAAGCACGCCCUGCGGACUCGAUUCUCUGGAACAUUUGGUGGCGUCAACAUUCGAGGUGUUGCAGGGGUAUCAGCGCAAGACGUAUACCUGUACUCUUCUGGGAUGCACGCUAUUUGGCAGUCCUACAAGCUGCUCCAAAAUGUCUUCGUUUCUCCAAAGAACAAUGUCAAAGUUGCUCAUGUCAAUCUCCUGUAUUGCGACACAUAUAAGUUUGUCGAUCUUCCUGGCUCUCCUGGACACCACUUCUUCACCGAUGAGACUAUGGAUGAAUUGGAGGCCUUACUCAACACUGGGACACCCGCUCAGCCUGCGGUUCUCGCUAUUUUCACCGAUUUUCCCGGGAAUCCCCACUUACAGAGCACCAAUAUUCUCAAACUUCAUACCCUUGCCCGUCGUCACGGUGUUCCCCUUAUAGUGGAUGAAAGCGUGGGCGGACUUUUGAAUGUUCAACUCUUGCCGCAUUGCGAUGUGAUUGUGAGCAGCUUGACCAAACUCUUCAGUGGGUUUGCCAACGUUUUGGCUGGCGCGAUCUUGUUGAACCCUUCAUCUUCAUUUUAUCCUCGAUUCAAGAGCACUCUUGACGCAACUUAUGAAGACACUUUCUUUGAUCAUGACGCACUCGUUCUUGAACUGAACUCGAGAGGCUAUGUGCAGCGGACUGCGAUUACCAAUCGUCACGCUGAACAGCUGGGCGAUAUGUUGUAUCCGCUCUCUCGAAUCGGUGGGGCACGCGACUCUGUCCUGAAAGCGGUUCAUUACCCGAAGUAUCGCGCACGCGAAAACUUCGACCAGGUGCGGAACCCUCUGGCAAGCGAAGCUGGGCUCGAAGAAACGGGCUAUGGAUCUCUUCUCUCUGUCACGUUUACUUCUCUCGAUGCCGCCAAAGCAUUCUACACAUCGCUGCAGUGCUAUAGAACCCCCACAUUCGGCACUGUCUUCACAUUAGCCACGGCCUGGUCAGCGCUCGCUUAUCCUCCAGACAAAAUGGAGUGGCUUGAACAGCGCGGCGUGGAGGAGUGUUUGGUUCGUAUCAGCGUUGGAAUGGAGGGCAUCAAGGCAAUAAUGGAGUGUGUUCGAGAUGCGUUGCAUGUAGCUCAAAGCAGUUGA